AUGAACAAUGAUCAUGAUUGCAAUCCUCUAUCGUUUUUGAAGAAAAGCGGUGAUUCAAGUGGAAGUCUGAAAGGCUCCGAUGGCGAGAGUCUAGCCGAUCUUGCUUUCGUUGAAGGCAAAAGAGUUAAAUGGACACUCAAGCUUGGCGAUGAUAAGCAGUUCUACCUUCAUCUGAAAGACAUUGAAUACGCUGACACUUCGGAAAGAGAUUCGCUUUUAUCCCUUCUGACACCAAAACUCGAUCGUUCUCCUUCUGACGCGUUCAAGUUUUUCGAACUUCCACCAGAACUGCAGCUUCAAAUACUGCAUGAAUGA
Ostertagia ostertagi is the source of this 315-nucleotide messenger RNA. Lineage: Eukaryota; Metazoa; Nematoda; Chromadorea; Rhabditida; Trichostrongylidae. The record is from the annotation of a GenBank genome assembly.